GACGACAAACCCUUCUUGAGGCCCUCCGGUGUGCCGGUGUCGCCCCUCCUCCCCGAGCGGCCGAUUUUUCCCGCCGAGCUGCUUCUGCCGCUUGGGCCGCCCGGGGAAAACAUGGCGUCUGCCUUGGAGCAGUUCGUGAACAGUGUGCGGCAGCUCUCGGCUCAAGGGCAAAUGACUCAGCUUUGUGAACUGAUCAACAAGAGUGGGGAACUCCUUGCAAAAAACUUAUCCCACCUGGACACUGUGCUUGGAGCUUUGGAUGUACAAGAACACUCCUUAGGGGUCCUCGCUGUUUUGUUUGUGAAGUUUUCUAUGCCCAGUGUUCCUGACUUCGAAACAUUAUUCUCACAGGUUCAGCUUUUCAUCAGUACUUGUAAUGGGGAGCACAUUCGAUAUGCGACAGACACUUUUGCUGGGCUUUGCCAUCAGUUAACAAAUGCACUUGUGGAAAGAAAACAGCCCCUGCGAGGAAUUGGCAUCCUUAAACAAGCCAUAGACAAGAUGCAGAUGAAUACAAACCAGUUGACCUCAAUUCAUGCUGAUCUGUGCCAGCUUUGUUUGCUGGCAAAAUGCUUUAAGCCUGCCCUUCCAUAUCUUGACGUGGACAUGAUGGAUAUCUGCAAAGAGAAUGGGGCCUAUGAUGCAAAGCACUUUUUAUGUUACUAUUAUUAUGGAGGUAUGAUCUAUACUGGACUGAAGAAUUUUGAAAGAGCACUCUACUUUUAUGAACAGGCUAUAACUACUCCUGCCAUGGCGGUCAGUCAUAUCAUGUUGGAGUCAUAUAAAAAGUAUAUUCUAGUUUCUUUAAUAUUACUUGGCAAAGUACAACAGCUACCAAAAUAUACAUCUCAAAUUGUGGGUAGAUUCAUUAAGCCCCUUAGCAAUGCAUACCAUGAAUUAGCGCAAGUUUAUUCAACCAAUAAUCCCUCAGAACUGCGAAACUUGGUAAACAAGCACAGUGAAACUUUUACUCGCGAUAACAACAUGGGACUGGUGAAGCAGUGCCUGUCGUCUCUUUAUAAGAAGAACAUUCAAAGGCUAACAAAGACAUUUCUUACACUAUCGUUACAAGAUAUGGCAAGUCGAGUACAGUUAUCUGGACCUCAGGAGGCAGAAAAAUACGUCCUACACAUGAUAGAAGAUGGUGAAAUUUUUGCAAGUAUUAACCAGAAGGAUGGUAUGGUCAGUUUUCAUGAUAACCCUGAAAAAUAUAAUAACCCAGCCAUGCUUCAUAACAUUGAUCAGGAGAUGCUGAAAUGUAUAGAGCUUGACGAGCGGCUGAAAGCUAUGGAUCAAGAGAUUACAGUGAAUCCUCAAUUUGUGCAAAAGAGUAUGGGAUCACAAGAAGAUGAUUCAGGAAACAAACCAUCCAGCUACUCUUGAAACUAGCAUCCUUCCUGAGUUAAAAGAAACUAUCACCGUGCCCAGUGGCAAGUGUUAGGAGUGAGCAGAGAGGACCAAGACUGUUUCAUCUGGACGUUAAGAAAUUAAAUUUUGUUUGAAUCUUGAGUCCUGUAUGCUUACAGAAAACUAUUUUCUCUGCAAAGAAAGGAAA
Molecule: messenger RNA, 1555 nt
Organism: Orycteropus afer afer
Lineage: Eukaryota; Metazoa; Chordata; Mammalia; Tubulidentata; Orycteropodidae
Gene: COPS3
Product: COP9 signalosome subunit 3
Biological process (GO): ubiquitin-dependent protein catabolic process
Cellular component (GO): COP9 signalosome
Source: RefSeq, a predicted model, not a curated record